GGGCCAGCGCAGCCUCUCUGAGCCCCAGCAAGGGACGCCUGUUGGUAGCUGUGAGCACAGAGCCCUGGAGAUGAGGACCCUGUUCCUGACUGUCAGCCUCAGCCUCAUCGCUGCCCUGCAGGCCCAGGAGCCCCCAGCCUUGGGGGAGAACACUUUGGAUGUGUCAGGGAAAUGGUAUAUGAAGGCCAUGACUUCAGACCAGGACAUUCCUGGGAAGAAGCCAGACUUGGUGACCCCCAUGACCCUCACGGUCCUGGAGGGGGGUAACCUGGAGGCUGCAAUCACCAUGCUGAUAGAUGGUCAGUGCCAGGAGCUAAAACUGGUCCUGGAGAAAACCAGCGAAUCUGGCAAAUACUUGGCCUAUGGGGGCAAGCGUGUGGUGUACAUCAGGCCGUCGCGUGUGGAGGGCCACUACAUUCUCUACUGUGAGGGCGAGCUCCAUGGCAAGCAGGUCCGGAUGGCGAAGCUCGUGGGAAGAGACCCAGAGAACAACCAGGAGGCCUUGCAGGAUUUUAAGGAGAUUGCAAGAGCCAGGGGAUUGGCCUUAGAGAUCUUCAUCCCCCACCAAAGUGAAACCUGCCCUCCUUGAAGAGGUUGGGAGGUUCCCAGAGCGCACACCUGCACCCCCACUGCGGCCCCCUAUCCUCUGGCUGCAGCCUCACUGACCCCUCCUCCCCAGGACAGGGCACCAUGGCCCCCCAGCAGCCCUGGCGGCCCCACAGGGACCCUCUGUCCUGCAGGACGUGGAAGGAGCCUGGGCCCGUGCACCCCUCUCGCCCUCCCCCCCCUCUCCUGGCUCCUCAUAAAGAGCUUCAGCAUC
Molecule: messenger RNA, 820 nt
Organism: Manis javanica (Malayan pangolin)
Lineage: Eukaryota; Metazoa; Chordata; Mammalia; Pholidota; Manidae
Product: lipocalin-1-like
Molecular function (GO): small molecule binding
Source: RefSeq, a predicted model, not a curated record